Messenger RNA from Cyclocybe aegerita, 846 nucleotides. NCBI's taxonomy places the organism in Eukaryota, Fungi, Basidiomycota, Agaricomycetes, Agaricales, Hemipholiotaceae. The record is from the annotation of a GenBank genome assembly.
AUGGAGGAGUUCAAGGAGGAAGCAGAGGAGAUUGGGAAGAGGUUGAGUGAGGCGGCAGCAGAGGUAUCUCAGGUGUUGACGGAACAGCGGAAAUUGGAGGAGGAAUGCGAACACAGAAACCAUGAACAGGGCAAAACCUAUGCUUGCACAGUCAGGACCAUCAUGAUUGACACCACACCAGGCCUCAGCACAAAUGGCCUGGCAGAGAUGGAUGAGAGGGAGAUCGUAGGGAAGGCCAACAUGGCACUGGAGUUGAUGGCAAAGGCUGGGGAAAACAUACCAAAAAGCGCAGAACUUGUUGGGGCAAGGAAGAUGAGGAAUGGAGGGGUACUUUUGGAGAUGAAUACGGUUGAAGGGGCCAAAUGGUUAAGGGAAGUCGGAACAGAGGGGUUUCUGGAAAGGAUGGGAGGAACGUCAGUGGUUACGGAGAGGACAGUGACAGUGGUGGUGGAAUAUGUACCAAUCACAUUCGACCCCAGUAACAUGGAAGCACUACAACGGAUAGAGAAAGCAAGUAGCCUUACAACCAACACCAUCGCAAAGGCAUCCUACAUAAAACCAAAGGAGAGGAGGAAACCAGGACAGAAGGUGGCUCACAUCUUCAUGUCGCUGCGAGGAGUCGAAGAUGGCGAUAAGGCGAUCAGACAUGGUCUCUACAUCAAGGAAAAGAAGCAGCAAAUUGCAAGGCAGAACACAACACCUGUGGCAGAUGCGGAGGCAAACACCGUUUGGCAGAAUGCAAAGAGACCGAUAGUGACAACUUCCACUGCACAAACUGCAAUGGACAUGGCCACGGCCCAGGUGACAGAUUAUGCCCAGCAGCACAAAUGGCAGUCGAGCACAUAG